Calidris pugnax (ruff) is the source of this 3062-nucleotide messenger RNA. RefSeq names its product cell division cycle 14A (gene CDC14A). NCBI's taxonomy places the organism in Eukaryota, Metazoa, Chordata, Aves, Charadriiformes, Scolopacidae. Gene Ontology annotation, molecular function: protein serine/threonine phosphatase activity; protein tyrosine/serine/threonine phosphatase activity. The record is from RefSeq and is a predicted model, not a curated record. The coding region runs from base 317 to 2137 and encodes 606 amino acids. The transcript has 16 exons. Gene Ontology annotation, biological process: positive regulation of cytokinesis; cilium assembly; microtubule cytoskeleton organization. Gene Ontology annotation, cellular component: centrosome; spindle pole; nucleolus.
CGGGCCGGGCGAAACAAAGGCUCGGCGAAGCGGUUGCCAGAGCGCCGCCGGUCGCCUGGUAACCGCCCGCUGCCUCUUUAUCCGGGGGCGUCUCCUGGCUGGGGGCGGGGUGGAGCAGAAAGUCUCUGCGGGCGUUCGCCAGCCCGCUCGGCGGCUCGCCGUGUCCCGGAGCUAGUUCUCGUCUCCGCUCCCGUUCCUAUGCGGGCUGCGGCAGCGGCGCUCCCAGCAGCCUGGCCCUUAGCGGGCGGCCCCUCCGGGCGGCGGGUGGCUUCCCAGCGAGCGCGCCCCGGCCCCUCCGGGGCUGCCCGGCGGCACCAUGAGUUCGGAGACGCACCGCACCUCGCUCUUCCGCGCCCUGUUUAAGAUGGAGCCGGCGGCAGCCGCCUCCGAAGUGCUGGGGGGAGCCUCGGAGUUCGUGAAAGAUCGGUUGUACUUCGCCACUUUGCGAAAUAAACCGAAAAGUACCGUAAAUACCCACUACUUCUGCACUGAUGAGGAGCUGGUCUAUGAAAAUUUCUAUGGAGAUUUUGGACCAUUAAAUCUGGCAAUGUUAUAUAGAUACUGCUGCAAACUAAAUAAGAAAUUAAAGUAUUUCAGUCUAUCAAGAAAGAAGAUAGUGUACUAUACCAGUUUUGACCAGCAGAAACGAGCAAAUGCAGCAUUUUUAAUAGGUGCAUAUGCAGUAAUAUACUUGAAGAAAACACCAGAAGAAGCUUACAGAACGCUUAUGUCUGGAUCUAAUCCACCAUAUCUUCCAUUUAGGGAUGCUUCAUUUGGGAACUGCACGUACAAUCUUACGAUCUUGGACUGUUUACAGGGAAUAAAUAAGGCCUUGCAGCAUGGAUUUUUUGACUUUAAGACAUUUGAUGUGGAUGAAUAUGAACACUAUGAGCGAGUGGAAAAUGGUGACUUCAACUGGAUUAUUCCAGGAAAAUUUUUGGCCUUUAGUGGACCACAUCCAAAAAGCAAACUUGAAAAUGGUUAUCCUCUUCAUGCACCUGAAGCCUACUUCCCCUAUUUCAAGAAACACAAUGUCACAUCAAUCAUAAGACUAAACAAAAAAAUUUAUGAGGCAAAACGCUUUACCGAUGCUGGUUUUGAGCAUUAUGACCUGUUCUUCGUAGAUGGAAGCACACCAAGCGACAGUAUCGUUCAGAGGUUCCUGAACAUCUGUGAAAACGCUGCUGGUGCUGUUGCUGUACAUUGCAAAGCUGGCCUGGGGAGAACAGGAACGUUAAUUGCCUGUUACAUAAUGAAACACUACAAGUUCACACAUUCUGAAGCCAUUGCUUGGAUAAGAAUAUGUCGACCAGGCUCUAUUAUAGGACCCCAGCAACACUUCUUGGAAGAGAAGCAAGCAAUGUUAUGGCUGGAGGGAGAUCUCACCCGACCAAAGCAGAAACGAGGAGCAGUUGAUGGAAACAUUAACAGAGUUCUUUGUGGGUUGAAUGACAUUUCAAUCAGUGACAGCUUGAAUAAAGUACAAGACUUGGAUCAAUACAGAGAGAACGAUUUUGAAGAUGAAGCAGGUGUGGAAACUCAGAAUGGCAUGACGCAAGGAGAUAAGCUUAAUGCCUUAAAAAGUCGGAGACGGCUAUGUUCUGCUACAACUGGAGCUCUGAGGCUGCAAGACAUGAAACUGCACACCAGGUCACUAUCACAACCUUUCAGACUGAAUAAUUCAGGUAGCACAGAAGGAUCCAUGUCUCCUCUGAAGGCCUCCAAAGUGAUGGCAGUUAAUUCACCAUCUGCAGAAAGAAUAAGCAGAAUUGCUACAUCCUCAGGCUCUAACCUUAAAAGCGUUUCCAUAAACUCCAGACUAGCCAGUUCUCUAGGGAACCUGUAUGCUGCUUCAGAUGAUGAUGAGAGCAAAAUGACAUCAUCGUCUUCUAGGACAGGUUUUUCUGUAAGACAGAUCUCCAGCCACUUGAAUGGCAGCUUGCAGCUGCCUCACAGAAAUAACCACGAACUGAACAACAACUUAUACAACAGAAACAGCAGUAGUGGCAACAACCUGAGCAGCCAAACCAGUUUUCACAGCGCCGUGACAGAUGAGUACGCAUCAAACUUCCGUUAUGAGCCUUACAACUCCUCCAGCACGAUACCAGAGUCAAUCAAUUCUUUCCCUUCAGUCUGAGUAUGUUCAGUACUAAAGCUUUGCUGCUUUGGUGAAACCUGUUGAGCUCUUAAAAUCGACGUCCUUCACGACGGAGAAGAAUUUAAGGAAGGAAGCUGCUUACUCAGAGGAGGAAUCUCCAAUACAAGACAUAUUAAAACCUUAACACCAAGAGGAGACUUCUUAACAGUCAGAAAUCUCUUGUUAAUGACUACUGCAGAUGCACUGAUGUUGAAUUUAUGGAAAUUAUUUUACCCCAUGUUAUAUACAGAUUUAAAUUUUUAAUGCUGAGACAGCUUGAAUAUAUUUCUAAUGAGUUUCAUUCACAUUUAUUAACUUGUGUACAGUGUUAAAAUAUGUAUUAAGAGAAUAUUUUGAUAAGCAAUAUAUAUAAAAAUUAUGUAAAGAAUAUAUUUUAAUUUAGUAUUGUUCACUUCUUUGCUACAAAAAUGUGUAUUUUAAAGAAUUUUUACGUGUUUAUCAAAGAUGAAAAUUUUUUUAUGAAGAAGAUGUUUUUCUUGUUUUGUGGGUCCAUCAUUAUUGCUAAAAGCCUAAUGUAAUUACUUUUUCACUAAUUGGUCUUCUGGUAACUUAAUGGAAGCUGAACUAGUGAGAGACUAGUUACCACACUAUCAACUGAAAUCUCUUGAUGCAUAGUCUGCUUUCCACUUUUAGCUGCUAAUGUUUCAUAAGGAAACACUAUGAACAAAAGAAAAAAAGAAAAAAAAAAAAGGGAAAAUCUUUGUUGAGAUGUAAUGUAACUUACAUCUUUCAUUGCAAAGAACAAGUAAUUUAUCAGAUGAUUCAAUUGAACAAUUAAGGCUUUCUUUCCAUUUGUCUUAAAGCAAUGUUUUAACUUUUUUUCCAGUGGAUGGUGAGACACUGGAACAGGUUGCCCAGGGAAAUCAUGGAUGCCUCAUCCCUGGAGGUGUUCAAGGCCAGGCUG